Messenger RNA from Parastagonospora nodorum SN15, 1179 nucleotides. RefSeq lists its product as hypothetical. The record is from RefSeq and is a predicted model, not a curated record. Gene Ontology annotation, cellular component: fungal-type vacuole. The transcript has a single exon. Lineage: Eukaryota; Fungi; Ascomycota; Dothideomycetes; Pleosporales; Phaeosphaeriaceae. Bases 1 to 1179 code for a protein of 392 amino acids.
AUGCGCCCCUCAGUAAGCCUCGUGGGGCUGCUGCUCGCCGUUGCGCCUGCCAUUCUUGCGCAAGGCAAUAACAACAACAACAAUAACAAUAAUGGCGGGAACGGGUUGCCGACGCUGUCGACCGCUGCACCAAAUGCCCCGACAGAUGCAGCGUCGAGCGCGCCCCCGGAAUCAAGCGCGCCAGCAACAUCCUCUGAAGCUCCACAGACAUCGGCAGCACCUCCCAGUAGUGCCGCUGCAAGCCAGACCUCCAACAGCGAUUUCCCAACUGUUACCCAGCCUGGCAAUGGCGUCAGACUAUCCGCACUCCCGACCCUCGCAGGUGUUGGUAUCCCCGACAUGAAGGUUCCCGACACCGCGGGAGCUGCCUUCAUGCAAAAGUCUGAUCUUCCCGAUGGCACCGUCUUUAUCUGCGUCGGCGCGAUUCUCGCCUUCUUCGCCGCUGCGGUGCUCGCAUGGCGUGGCCUCGUAGCCUGGUCUCUACAUCGCUCCGUGGAGCGCGCCGCAAGGGCUCAGAACAUGUCCGACCUCAAGGCAAUGUCAGCAGUGCCAGGGAAGAAGCGGGGAAUGUACAAUGUUGUGGGCGCCAACUCGACCAUGUCCCUCGAUCACUUGAACGCCGCUCCGAUUGGCACCUCCAAGGCCUCGAAACGAACCACGGUUGUUGAAGCCCCUGGCAAAUCGGCCUCUUCGCUCUUCUUCUCUCCAACAGCAGGUGGUGCAGGUGGUGUGCAAAACUCGAACAACCGCUCGUCAACCUACCUUCCCGCAGGCUACUACGCAACCGGCAAUGCUGCACCUGCUCAAGGCUCUCCUACCACCUACGUUGGGGGGCAGCAAAAUCUUUCCGCAAACAACUUGGCCAUGCCUGGCAACCGCUUCAGCCAUCGAUCUGCCGUCUCACCACCUGACUCGCCAUCGGUGGGAGCGCGGGGAUCAUAUGCCCGCCCGCCUCAGUCACGAGACGGAGUUUCAAUGUACAACCGCAACAGUUCUGCAACCCUCGGUCAACCACGGGACACCAGCAGCGGCGUGUACGGCAAUGGAAACCUUGACAGCGCUAGCCAUCUGUCGCUCAAUGCCCCAGGCGGGACGACCGUAGCUGGUGGCCGAGCACCGAGCGCGUAUCUCGAGGAUCUGUUUGAAAACCACGGAGCUGGCCCAAGAGAGAGGUUCUAG